ACCUCCACCUUCGUCUAUCCUCAAAGAAAGGAGAAAAUCGGCCUGAAAGUUACAGCUUUCAUGAGUGAGAUGCCCAUAUCAAAAGAAUCCGAGAAAGAAGAAACGAAACUGGAGAUGCUGAUCGAUUGCGCUCCCUCCAUGCACCACUUCUACCUGCCUAGCUACAUAGGUGGGGCCUACCCGUAUACCUACGAGCGGCCCUACUUCCUACACCAUCCACCCACAGCCCCUAAAUUCGACUUUAGGAGGCUGGCGGAAUCGGCCACCUCUCCCUCCAGCGAUGGAGGCGCUGCGGUGGCCGUUAUCACCAGCCACGCUUUCCCUUUAGUGGGCAGCUAUGGAUUGAUGCCCCCUUAUCCCGAAGGGAGGAAAUUGUUGAGAAACAGGGCCGUUAGUAGACCUAAAAAGGAGUUCAUAUGCAAAUUCUGCCAAAGGCACUUUACUAAAUCCUACAACUUACUCAUCCACGAACGAACGCAUACUGACGAGAGACCAUAUACCUGUGAUAUCUGUCGCAAGUCUUUCAGACGUCAGGAUCAUCUCCGGGAUCACAGGUAUAUCCAUUCCAAAGAGAAACCAUUUAAAUGCAGUGAUUGUGGAAAAGGGUUCUGCCAGUCCAGAACCCUGGCCGUACAUCGCGUGCUUCAUCUGGACGAUUCGCCUCAUAAAUGUCCUACCUGCGGUAGAACCUUCAACCAGAGGAGCAACUUAAAGACUCACCUGCUGACCCACACGGACAUCAAGCCUUUCAACUGUCCUUCCUGCGGGAAAGUGUUUCGUAGGAACUGUGAUCUACGUCGACACAUCUUGACCCAUAGCCUAGGCUUAGACGAAAGACCCAUAGACUGUUCCACAUGCUGUUAUCCCUCCACUACCCAGGAAAUUGUAGAUGUAGAAAAUUGAGAAAUUUGUAUGUUUAAUUUUCGGAGUGUUUUUCCUUUUGUAUCCAAUAAAACUCUUUUUU
Messenger RNA from Centruroides sculpturatus (bark scorpion), 964 nucleotides. RefSeq names its product protein odd-skipped-related 2-like. Gene Ontology annotation, biological process: regulation of transcription by RNA polymerase II; embryo development. Gene Ontology annotation, cellular component: nucleus. NCBI's taxonomy places the organism in Eukaryota, Metazoa, Arthropoda, Arachnida, Scorpiones, Buthidae. Gene Ontology annotation, molecular function: RNA polymerase II transcription regulatory region sequence-specific DNA binding; DNA-binding transcription factor activity, RNA polymerase II-specific. The transcript is spliced from 4 exons. Bases 61 to 903 code for a protein of 280 amino acids. The record is from RefSeq and is a predicted model, not a curated record.